This is a messenger RNA of Giardia duodenalis, 1770 nucleotides long. RefSeq lists its product as uncharacterized. The record is from RefSeq and is a predicted model, not a curated record. Bases 1 to 1770 code for a protein of 589 amino acids. NCBI's taxonomy places the organism in Eukaryota, Fornicata, Diplomonadida, Hexamitidae. The transcript has a single exon.
AUGAAUACUCUUUUGUCGUACGUUGUCGCGGUUGCAGAUGAAUACUAUUUAUUCGAGGUUAACUCUAAGGCCUCCAAUGUCCAAAAAGACACAGAGAGGCAGUACAAACGCCCGGCACUCUUUAACACGAUUUCUCAUGGCUCUCACGUAAGUAAUAAGUGUUAUGAGGGCCUGUAUAUCUUGUUAAACUAUCUUCACCACAUUGUCAACUUCUUAAUAUUCUUAAUACUUGUACAAUAUUUGGGGAUACAAAUGGUCAAUAUUUUUGGCAUCCUGUACUGUUUUCAAGAGAUUGUCAUAUUGGCGCCCGUUUAUGCGAUGUCACGCGUUGCACACGUUUCCCUAACACAGCUGGUUCAGCAGGAUAAAGCACUGAGUUUUGUUGCUUACGCAUGGGCAUACAUAUUGCUUAGUCUUUUCAUGACCCUUUCAGUAGCAUUCUUGUGCACCUUACUUCAAAACACCCUCAUCACUCGCUUGCUUGGGGACUUGGCGCCCUGGUGCAUGCGUGCCUACACGGUCUCCACCUGGAUCAAUGCAACCAUCGUUACCAUAUCGACCUGCAUGCAACACAUUCUCAUGGCCGAGGAGAGAUCAGUCAUCUUGCUAGGGGCACUUGCUGCCAGAGAGUUCACUAAGUUGCUUGUGUUCAUGGUGUCUAUCUUCUACCUGAGCAUGCCGAUGGUCCGCAAGGCCAGCUACUGGACAGGAGAGUUCAAUGAAUCUGUCAAGCUCCCAACCAGUGAGUUCUACCACGAGGGAAUGUUGUAUUCAACUAAACCACACAGUGUGUCAACUGCAACGACCAUCCAGGAGCUUAUUUCGCUACUUAGCCCGCACAACAUUCCACAGGUGAGUAAGGAGUCAUCCAAAUCACUGGUUAUGAGGGUGCAUUUGUACAGCUACCACCUUAGCAUUCUAUUAUCGAGCUGCAUGUUCAUAGUCAUCGCCGCCUGCUUGGUCGCCUGCAGAACACGAGAGAUGGGAUGGGCAAACCACAAGAGGGAUCCUAUUGCCGUCUCGUGCAUUCCAUUUGCCUACGGCCUCCUAGUUCUUCUGACUGACAAGAGAGGCCUUGCAGAGAUCGUGAAGCACUUUCUGGUUUCGUGGAUACCUGUCUACCUGGACCGAAUCAGCAUCUUAGUGCCCCUGCUCACCAUGUGCGUAUUUUCUAGACUACAGAUAAUGGCCACCGAACGCUCUACACUUAAAAUAAUGCAAUUAACGCUUUUCCGCUUUUUGUAUGACACAUUCAACUCGCUAAGCAUCUCCAUUGUGGAUUUGUUUACGGCUGCAAUAGUAAGAGCACACGCUGAACGCGCUUACAAAAAGGAGGUGCUCAUCAAGCGGCACGUCGUGUUCCUGUGCAUUGCAUGUUCUGCAGUGUCCUAUCCAGUAAUGGCUAAAUUGAACGGACUUGUACCUAUUUUCAAGCAAUUUAACUAUAAGUGGCUCACUCAGAUAGAAAAGUUGUGGAUAGAUAGCAUUUAUAAUGACUCUGGCACCUCAAUAGUGCGCUAUGUUAGUAAUCUCUUCAUAGGUGCACAUAUUCUAUUGGUAACACACCUAUUGAUGGACCAAAAGACUAUAAGCAUAUACCUUCUGUCACUCGGUCGCUUUUUCUUCUGCUCUAUGCUCACCUUUUCCGCAAGUAGGAGCCCGAGGUUUAAGUUUUCUCUUAUCCAGGAAUUGGGGGUAUAUAACGUCAUCACGUCACUAAUUAGCGUAUUGGGCUUGGUUUUAAGCUCGUCCAAGUACAACAUUUCAUGA